UGACGCAAUCGUUUUGUUGAAACAAAAGAAACAAAAUUGAUUAUAAAGUUUAAUGAUUAUUAUUAUUAUUAUUAAACAUGGCUAAUCUAGAACCAUGUCCAGUUUGUCUGAAUCAACCUACUUAUCCAACAAAACUACCAUGUUCUCAUAUAUUUUGUUUUUUAUGUGCAAAAGGUGCCAUUUUACCGACACAUAAGUGUCCAUUAUGUCGUAGACAUAUAUCACCAUCAUUUUUCAACAACCCUGAAUUAAUUCAAACAGAAUCCACUCUAGAAGUAGCCAGUCUUUCCAGUAUUGAUUAUCAUUGGUUUUACGAAGGUUAUAAUGGAUGGUGGCUUUAUGAUGAACAAACUUCAAACGAUAUUGAAACUGCUUAUCAGAAUGAAGAACUUUUUGUUGAAGUUCUUAUUGCUGGUUUUAUCUAUGUAAUCGAUUUUGAAAAGGUACAAUAUCGUAAAGAAUUUCCAAACAAAUCAAGGAAAAUUAAACGUGAUAAAACUGAUAUGCAAAUCAAAGGAAUUGCUGGCCUCAGAACCCGUCGCCAAUAAUUGUAAACUAAUUAUAAAUAUAACUACUAUUGUAAAUAAAUGAAUAAAUAAAUAUUGUUCUUAUACAAGAAAAGUUUA
Dermatophagoides farinae (American house dust mite) is the source of this 626-nucleotide messenger RNA. RefSeq names its product E3 ubiquitin-protein ligase rnf146-like. Gene Ontology annotation, molecular function: ubiquitin protein ligase activity; zinc ion binding; poly-ADP-D-ribose binding. Lineage: Eukaryota; Metazoa; Arthropoda; Arachnida; Sarcoptiformes; Pyroglyphidae. Gene Ontology annotation, cellular component: cytoplasm; nucleus. The record is from RefSeq and is a predicted model, not a curated record. Gene Ontology annotation, biological process: ubiquitin-dependent protein catabolic process; Wnt signaling pathway.